Molecule: messenger RNA, 3080 nt
Organism: Clarias gariepinus (North African catfish)
Lineage: Eukaryota; Metazoa; Chordata; Actinopteri; Siluriformes; Clariidae
Gene: cers3a
Product: ceramide synthase 3a
Exons: 12
Coding region: 243-1394 (383 amino acids)
Biological process (GO): ceramide biosynthetic process
Cellular component (GO): membrane
Molecular function (GO): sphingosine N-acyltransferase activity; DNA binding
Source: RefSeq, a predicted model, not a curated record
AGCUGUGUACUUCUGUCAUGCUCAGUUCACUCAGCGACCCGGCCUUCUAGACAUACACACACACACACAUGCUGAAGUGAAGACAGAGGAGAAGUAUACUUCUCACAGUCUAGUGCUGCUCAGGCCAGGUGGAGAAGUUGUUUUAUUUGAUGCGAUGGAUUCUGGAGGACUGCUUGUUUUGCUAAACUUUUAAACCGACUUCCUGGAUCUUGCACAAGAACUCGAUAUUUGGUGUAAGCGGGAUGAUUGGGACCAUUGGCGAAUGGUUUUGGUGGGACCGCCUCUGGCUGCCCGUCAACCUGACAUGGGCAGAUCUUGAAGACAAUGAUGGCAGGGUCUACACUAAAGUGUCACACUUAUACAUCACCUUGCCUUACUCAAUAGGUUUCCUCAUUGUGCGCUACAUCUUUGAAAGGUUCGUAGCCACACCAUUUGCAACUGCCCUUGGUGUGACAGAAAGGAACAGACAAAAAGUCCAGUACAAUCCUGUUCUGGAAAAUUAUUUCAACUCCUGUUCCAAAACCCCAGGCCUGGCAGAUGUUCAAGGCUUGUCAAAAAAAUGUAGCAUCUCCAGUAAACAGGUGGAGCACUGGUUCAGGAGAAGACGCAACCAGGAGCGUCCAGGGCUCCUGAAAAAGUUCAGAGAGGCCAGCUGGAGAUUUGUUUUUUACUUAGGAGCCUUUAUUGGUGGCCUUGUAGCCCUGUAUGAUAAACCCUGGUUUUACAAUUUGCGAGAAGUGUGGAUUGCUUAUCCAAAACAGGCAAUGUUGGAUUCUCAGUACUGGUACUACAUCCUGGAGAUGAGCUUUUACUGGUCUCUUCUUUUCAGCAUCACAUUCGACGUGAAACGAAAAGACUUUAAGGAGCAGAUAAUUCACCACUUAGCCACUUUGACGCUGCUGGCAUUUUCCUGGUGUGGAAACUAUAUACGAGUAGGAACAUUGGUCAUGCUCGUGCAUGAUGCUUCUGAUGUGUUUUUAGAAUCUGCCAAGAUUUUUAACUACGCCAAAUGGGAGAAAACUUGCAAUGGCAUUUUCGUCCUGUUUGCAGUUGUGUUCAUGGUGACAAGACUUGUUAUCUUUCCAUUUUGGAUCAUCCACUGCACGUGGGUCUAUCCACCUGACUACUACCCUGUUUUUUUUGGGUAUUACUUCUUUAAUGCUAUGCUUGUCAUCUUAUUAAUGCUUCACAUAUUCUGGGCCUACCUUAUCCUCCGUAUGGUGAAGAAAUUUCUCUUUGGAAGUUUAACCAAAGAUGAGAGAAGUGACAAUGAAGAAGAAGAAGAAGAGGAAGAUGAGGAAGAUGAACGAGAAGAUGAAGGACAAAAGAGGAUACUUGGGGACCAUGAUGGACACUCAAAAGUCACCAAUGGUUGUGGAGCCAACCAUCACUAACUGGACAGUUCUGCAGUUUUUCUUGCUGCUGAUGACUGAAGGAACCUAAUGAAGUUUGUUUUUAUUUUUUAGAAGAAAAAAUAGACUCCCAUGGUGUUUGUCCUCAACUUACUUCAUAUUAUGUGAGAAACAUUGAUUUAUUACCAUCAUAAAAGUGCCAGAGACCUGAGCAGAAACACACUUGUAUCUUUCAGCAAUACAAAUCCAAACAAGUGCUUGUUUCUUUUUCCUUAGUGCCAAUAGAGACUGAUUGCCUUGGCUCCUCCAUUGUGACCACACUCACUACAUGAACCACAAACUUAGCAAGAAUAAAAACAUCCCAAAAGGGGAAAAAAAUCAAUUGUGCCUAAUCUAAUCCUCAUUGUUCAUUGGAACACAAUGCAACAGACUGACCUGGAGGCUGCUGUGGCUCCUCUGCUGUUUUACAUCAGUAAGAUGAAAUCACAGAUUUUUUUUUUACCUUGCUUGAAGACACUAUAACAUCAAAUCGUCAUAGUUCAACAUCCUCAAAGCUCAUAAUGUGAGGUCCAAAUCUUGUGUUUAAAAUUUGCAUUGUAAAAAAAAAAGCAAAAAGUUUGCUUGUUCAGCUUCAUGGAAGAAAACCAAGGCUAAUGUUGCUAACGAGUAAGUGAAUCUAAAUUAUAAUAAGUUUAACAUGUGCAAAUGCAAUGUGUAAAUAUUCACCCAUUUGCCUAAUUGUAGCUCUAUCUCGGUUUGAAGUUUCUUACUUAAUAUACUGUUGAUAAGUGAGAGUGUAUAAGAGAGCUGAGAACAAAUUAAUGCUAAAGGAGAACAAGUAAAAGUAAUUGAGAUGUGUUAGACCUGAAUUACACUGCCUGGCCAAAAACAAACGAAAAAAAAAAAAAAAACCUAAUAUUUCAUUCAGCCACCCACCUUUAGCUUUGAUAACGGCAGGUAAUUUUUUUAUGUGUAAAAAUAAUUUUUCAUGCUCCCACAACCAUCAGGGAACAAAUAUAUCCAUUGAUGGGAUAACCCAGGCAUUUACAUAAUAAGCUGACUUCAUUUUAUUGCCUUAUACUGUAAUGUUGGUGAGUCUAGACCUGGCCAACUGAAGCAACCCCAGAUCAUAACACUGCCUCCAGAGGCUUGUACAGUGGCUAUUAUAUAUGAUGGAGGCAUCGCUUCUUGUGCCUUCCUUCUUACUCUGAUGCACCAAUUGCUCUGGUAUUGGGUCAGUCUUGAGCUCUUCAGAGCACAUGACCUUUUGCUCUAAAGUCCCAUCUUUAUGCCCCUUGCCAAUUGAACUCCCACCUUUUUUUAAAUAAGAGUCUUCUUAACAAGUGGUUUUCUUAUGGCCAUAGCUGUUUAGGUACAAUUCUAAUUCGAUUUGUAUGUGGAAAUGCUCUCACUUUAACUAUUAAACAUGCUUGAUGAACACCAAUAAUUUGACCCUUCUAAAAGGCUUUUUUUUUUCUUUUGGCCGUGCAGUGUUUUAGUUGUUUUUAAUGUUGAUGUUACAAAUAUUGAAACACAUGUAUGCUUUGACAUUUGAAAAAAGUGGUCACAAGAAAGAUUUUAUCUUUGAAAUUGUGACAUUUUGACUACAAAGUAUUUUGUUUUAAUAAGAAACAUGUUUCAUUAAAGAAAUUGUUAGGGGAUUAAUUUUAUCUUAAAUUUACUCACUUGAUGUAAAAUCAAAACAAGCAGUUUAAUGGAGAUAAAUCA